UGUUCUUUCUUUCGUUUUGGCUUCUUCCGGACACACUUGCUCCAACAUUUCCACACUGAGACACGACCAUAAAGAGUCCGCUUAAUCGUCUUUCUUUGGUACCAAAAACAAUGGCGAACAAUCAAAGAAAGAUAAGCCUACUCGUCUCCUUUCUCUUUUCUGUUUCCUUGUCAUGCCUCUGUUUAUCUCCGAUUCCGGCAUCAGCUCGUCGUCAGGAACUCAGGUUCGGUGCGAACGGCGAGUUCAAGAUACUUCAGGUUGCUGAUAUGCAUUUCGCAAACGGUGCCACAACCCCGUGUCUAGACGUUCUUCCUAGCCAGAUAGCUCACUGUUCUGACCUCAACACCACAACCUUCAUGUCACGAGUCAUCGCCGCCGAGAAGCCUGAUCUCAUCGUCUUCACCGGUGAUAAUAUUUUUGGGUCUGAUGCUAAAGACGCUGUCAAGUCUCUAAACGCUGCGUUUGCUCCUGCUAUUGAGUCUAAGAUCCCUUGGGUUGCUGUUUUGGGAAACCAUGAUCAAGAAUCUACCUUGACAAGACAAGGACUCAUGAAUCACAUUGUGAAGCUUCCAAACACUUUAUCUCAAGUGAAUCCUCCUGAAGCUGCUCAUUACAUUGAUGGUUUUGGUAAUUACAAUCUCAAAGUCCAUGGAGCUGCUGAUUCCAAUCUACAGAACAAGUCUAUUCUUAAUCUUUAUUUUCUCGAUAGUGGAGAUUACUCUAGUGUUCCUUCCCUGAAAAGUAAAUAUGAUUGGGUCAAAACUUCUCAGCAGUUUUGGUUCGACCGCACUUCAAAACGUCUCCAGAAAGAGUACAAUGCUAAGCCUAAUCCUCAACAAGGUAAAGCUCCAGGACUAGCUUACUUCCACAUUCCAUUACCAGAGUUUUGGAGUUUCGAUUCAAAGAACGCUACAAAAGGAGUGAGACAAGAAGGUACAUCCGCGGCUUGUACAAACUCAGGUUUCUUCACGACAUUGGUAGCUAGAGGAGAUGUGAAAUCUGUGUUUGUUGGUCACGACCAUACCAACGACUUUUGCGGUGAACUCAAAGGGUUGAAUCUAUGCUAUGGUGGUGGAUUUGGGUAUCAUGCUUAUGGUAAAGCAGGAUGGGAGAGAAGAGCAAGAGUUGUGGUUGUUGAUUUGAACAAGAAGAGGAAAGACACUUGGGGAGAUGUGAAAUCAAUUAGGACAUGGAAGAGGCUUGAUGAUAAGCAUCUCUCUGUUAUUGACUCUCAAGUUCUUUGGAACAGUUCUGCAAACGGAUUAGUUGCUCCUCGUUUAUGAUUUCACCAUUUCAUGUGGUUAUGUUUUGAUCUGUCUACUAAAAAUGUUCGGUGUUUGGUUCUAUAGAUACGGUUAAACCAAAUAAAUAAAAGAAACAGUUUCUCAUUGA
Messenger RNA from Camelina sativa (false flax), 1392 nucleotides. RefSeq names its product putative inactive purple acid phosphatase 29. NCBI's taxonomy places the organism in Eukaryota, Viridiplantae, Streptophyta, Magnoliopsida, Brassicales, Brassicaceae. Gene Ontology annotation, molecular function: hydrolase activity, acting on ester bonds. The record is from RefSeq and is a predicted model, not a curated record. Gene Ontology annotation, cellular component: cytoplasm.